GGGUAUUUAAGGGAAGCAUGGGUGAGUAACCAACAGCCUGAGACAUGAGAGGUGAGUCGAACCAUGCCUCUGGGAUUAUAGCCAGGCCAGAGGGGUGAUGGGACGGUUAAGUCACAGACGGCGGCUGCGGGUUUCUGAUGUCUGUGUCAGCGGAACCCCUGUCCCGGUGCAGAGCAGCGGCUGAGGGGUGAGGCGGCAGAGGCCGGCCGUGCAUGACAGCCCAAGACGCAUGACCGUUCCUCGGGGAUGGAGGUCAGGGCCCAGAGCAUCGGGGCGGUAGGCAGGGAGUCACGGAAAAAAGCUCCCGCAGGACGCUUAGGGGCUUGGGCCUGGGCUCUCCCAGCCGAGGGCUGCUUACAUAUCCCAGCUUCAGGCCUCAACUGACGUCAUCCACAUUAAGUGCCUGGACCCGGAAUGAAGUGAGUGGGUUCCGCCAGCUGCAGAAGACCCUGGGAGCCACUGGGACCCUGACGCUCCAGGGAGAGAGGUGGUGCCAUUGAAGGUUUCCCAGAGCUGUGUCAUUUUUCUGAGCUGGAUGGGCUCAUCAUGCUUUGUUUUCUAAGAUACGAAUCUUCACCUUGCAAGAGAAAUAGCCUUUGUGUGGUUUCUGAGAAGCCAGCAUGGUUCUUGUCAUUUUUAAUAAAUGGAUGAUCAUUUGCAUAGUAUUUUUACAUCUGCAGCAACUUCACCACACCUGCCAAACCAGUUGUAAAUAUUUAAUUUACACUUUAUCCUGAUGAACCAAACCGAGACCAGAGAACCAGCAAUAGUAGAGAUUCCCUGCCUGUCAUUAAACGUGGAAAGCUGCAAGGGCAGGGGAAUUCCUUGGUUGGAAAGAAGCGCGACGGCGGUAAGGAGCUUGGAAGCCCCGGCCAGCUCCUCCCUCAGGAGGCUCCUGGGAGCUGUCCACACAGGCUGGAUCCGGUGCCGCACCAGCGUGAGGAGCGGAGUCGGUGGCCUCACCUUGCUCUUCACCGGCUGCUUCGUCCUCUGCUGCAGCUGGAGCUUCAAGCAUCUGAAAAGCCUGCCGACCCCUACCCUGGGCCAGCAGGACCUCACAGGCUCCUCCUUCGGAGGGAUGAAGAUGACCGGGGGUCCGCUCUAAAGCGUUCAGGGCUGGGACAUGUUUCAGGAGGAGCCUUUCUGAACUCAGUACCUGUCGAGAUCGUUUUCGUCACUACCGUAAAGAAGCCAGUGCGUUGGUGGGAGCGCCCCAGGGUGAGCAGCAGCGCUUAGAUUUCACUUCCAGAGCAGCUGUAUGAAUUCCCCACCACGGCUUCCAGCCAUGUACCAGGAAACGCAGCCUGAAAAUUCACCUCCCCUCCCCUGCUGCAGCUGAGGUCCUGGUUACUGAUGCCCAGGCUCCCCCGUCCUGGACUCCAGGGCAGGUCUCGUCACCCGCCCACGUGCCGUACCACCUGACCGCCCUGCCGUAACUCGCGGGACCAGGGAAAUGGGGGGUGCCCCUGCUGCGCACUUGAGAUUAAUCCUGCCCUUACUGGAGAGUAUGUUUUUCUGUAUAUAUGAACCUUCUCAGCUGUUGCAAAUACA
This is a messenger RNA of Bubalus bubalis (water buffalo), 1551 nucleotides long. RefSeq lists its product as uncharacterized. The coding region runs from base 737 to 1105 and encodes 122 amino acids. The transcript is spliced from 4 exons. The record is from RefSeq and is a predicted model, not a curated record. Lineage: Eukaryota; Metazoa; Chordata; Mammalia; Artiodactyla; Bovidae.